AUGAGCAUGAGUUUUAGAUACACAAUUUUUUUACUCGAUUCAGAUGAUGUACGGUACCUUUUUUUGUUAAUUUUACUGAUAACCAGUAGGUCGGUUCAAUAUGCUGAGUAUGGCAUUAGCGUAUGGAAACAGUCUUUUUCAGUCGAAACCUUUGUUAAACCGACCCUCGAUGACUAUCUGCAAUUAUACUGUUUUAGGCAUGUUGUAAAGGAUCACACAUAUUCUAAACUUGCAAAUAAUCAGACGCAAUUACAGGGAAAACAGAUCAUUGUCCGUUCGAAGACGGACACCUUUAGAAAAUAUCUUGUGAGAUCUACGGCUCUACGAACGCGUUGAGAAGAUAAUUCUUUGUGUAUUGGAAAGGUGACGCUCAGCAGACAAGACAUAUGUUCAAUUUAAAAGUCCAAAGAUCUUCCAGGGAUAUUUUUGAACUUCUGUUGUCUAUAUUAUUGAAAAAGAAGACGGUUUUGCAAAGAAAGAGCUUUGGAUCGAUCACAGUUCAGGUUCCACUAGAGGUUCUCAGAAACAGCUCAAUUGAAGAUCCCUUCCCAACCUCUCGAGUUUCAAGAUCAAAUGAAAAUAGGGUCAUCAGAGCUCGGUGG
Messenger RNA from Amoebophrya sp. A25, 602 nucleotides. Lineage: Eukaryota; Dinophyceae; Syndiniales; Amoebophryaceae. The record is from the annotation of a GenBank genome assembly.